Messenger RNA from Hirsutella rhossiliensis, 2820 nucleotides. Its product is annotated as MOZ/SAS family domain-containing protein. The record is from RefSeq and is a predicted model, not a curated record. Gene Ontology annotation, biological process: regulation of DNA-templated transcription. The coding region runs from base 1 to 2820 and encodes 939 amino acids. Gene Ontology annotation, molecular function: histone acetyltransferase activity. Lineage: Eukaryota; Fungi; Ascomycota; Sordariomycetes; Hypocreales; Ophiocordycipitaceae. The transcript has 9 exons.
AUGGAAGAGGAGCUGCAGCAGAGUGUUUUGCUCUCCGAAGACGCGGAAUACGAGACGGCAGACAGUUUCGCCGAUAACGCCACAGACUCGACACCACGAGAGGACAUGGGCAGCGAUGACGACGACGAACUCAGCGACCGAGAUGCCUCCGGCGAGGAGAUAGACGAAGAUGCCUCCGAUGAGGAUGGCGAACAAGACGAGGAUGCAGAAGGAGACGAUGAUGACCUCGAGGAAGGGGUAGGGGCUGUCAAGAUCAAGCCUGGCGAAGCCGAAGAUGAUGAAGACGCCGAGAGCGAAGUCUCUGAGCUUCCGAGUGUCCCAGAUGAGGAGUCCGACGAAGACGGGGCUGCUUGGGAGGACGGGGACGUGGCAGACGAUGACGAAUCGGACGCGGCGCCCCCCAACGCUUGCACCUUCUGCAAACAAGACGAGGAAAAUGACCCGAGUGAGGAUUUUGAGGCAUUUCUUACAUGCACUACUUGUGGCGAGAACGCGCACCAGCAGUGUGCCCGCGACGCCGUCGCAUUGACAGAAAAGAACCAUUCCAAAGACUGGAGAUGUCCAGAGUGCUACACCGGGAAUUCUGACGUGGACGAUGAUGAGAUUGAAAUCAAAGACGGCGCCAGUGUGGGCAACAACUCACUAUCCAUGUCACAGCGUUCGGACGAGCCAAACCUUGCACGGGAACCCAGUAAUUCGGACGAGCAGUCCGUCUCUCAGAGGAAAACUUCCUCAGCCGAGCCAGACGAGACGGGCGGAUCUCUGAGAAAGCGACGCAGAAACCGCUCCAGCGAAUCGACGGCUCAUGGUGAUGGAGGCGGGGAUCAGUCUGGAGAGUCGAACAGGGCGUCGCGGAUGCUGCGACUUAGGGCUCAAAGACCGCCCCCAGUAACCGUCGAAAGACGAUCACGCACGUCCCUGGUACUCAAAUUUGUGGUGCGUCCAGGCAACCUCAAAGAGAUUCUAUCGCGGAGGAAACGCGAUAACAAGAGACGGCCUGGGGCUCUUUCGAGGCCUGCUCCACCGCCGCGAACGACGCCCGCUUUGACGGCUACGCCAUUCUACUCCUUUUUCGACAAGGAGACCGAUGAUGCCAAGGGAAAGCCUUACGGCGGUAUACUGAGCGAGGCGGAGGCGGACACCUCAAAAACACUGCCCACUCCUGACGAUCGCAAGAGGUUUGAUCAAGCCAAGCAGAAGGCUGAAGACGAAUGGCGAGCUCGCGUCCUAGCGAUGCAGGCCGAGGCGGACGUGCCGUUGCGGAAGCCCAAGAAGGCGAACGAGAACGCAAGCCAGAUUGAGUGCAUCGAGUUUGGUGGGUGGGAGAUCGACACCUGGUACGCGGCUCCUUACCCUGCCGAGUACAGCAGAAACCGCGUCCUCUACAUUUGCGAGUUCUGUCUUAAGUACAUGAACUCGGACUACGUGGCAUGGCGGCACAAGCUCAAAUGUGCCACGAAGCACCCCCCUGGAGACGAGAUUUACCGCCACGAGUCGGUGUCCAUAUUUGAGGUCGAUGGCCGGAAGCAUCCUGUCUACUGUCAGAACCUGUGUCUUUUGGCAAAACUCUUCCUCGGUUCCAAGACGCUCUACUACGACGUGGAGCCGUUUUUGUUCUACAUUCUCUGCGAGUACGACGAGCGCGGGUACCACUUUGUGGGCUACUUCUCAAAGGAGAAGCGAGCGAGCAGCCAGAACAAUGUGUCGUGUAUCUUGACGUUACCCAUACACCAGAGAAAAGGCUACGGGAACCUGCUCAUCGACUUUUCCUACCUGCUCACCAAGACGGAGCAGAAAACGGGGUCGCCCGAGAAGCCGCUGUCUGACAUGGGCCUCGUGUCAUAUCGCAACUACUGGCGGCUCGAGUUGUGCCGAUACUUUUUGAACCUCAUGGAAGGGGACGAGCAUAAGAAGGACGGCCUCAGCGUCAAGCAGAUCUCUGACGAAACAGGCAUGACUGCCGACGACGUCGUCUCGGCCUUGGAGGGGCUCCGAGCCCUGGUGCGAGAUCCGCAGACACAACAGUACGCGUUCCGCGUCGACUCGGAGUAUUGCCGACAAUACGUGGCGAAGUGGGAGUCCAAAGGCUACGUGAGGCUGAAGGCGGAGGCUCUGGCUUGGACCCCGUAUGUCAUGGGUCGGAGCAACGCCGUCAACUUCGAGCUCGGGCCGCCCAUCAGCACGAUUGCGCCGCGCGAGGACGACGAGACGAAAGCUCACGAGGACCCCGACAGCGCUGACGCCAGCGUCACCAGCGAGACGAAUAUGCCGAACGGAUCAGAACCUGUCAAGUCGAUUGAGAAAGUGGCGCCUGAGGACAAGGAGAAUGCAGAGCCGCAGACCGACGUCAGGAACGCCGUUCCAGACUGCGACUCUUGGGCCGCACCUUACAGAGACAUACCGCCAACUCGAUUCGAGGUCUUCCCCCCUGUCACGGGCGGUCGACGUGCAGAUCCCAGCCGCCCUCGAAGCAGCGCAUCACGGCGCAAGACGGGCGGGACCGGACGCGGGCCGGGACGAUGGCCCAAGGGUACCAAGAAGUCCGACUAUGGUAAUGCCGAUAGUGGGCCUGGUCUCCCGCCGGGCUGGAAGGAGAAGCAAGCCCGCAUGCGGGCGGAAGCUGGGGGCGCAACGCCCGAGGAGGAGGAGGCGUUGACCGACAAACCAGCGCAGGACGAAGUGCAGGUUGUCGUGGGCAAGGCUUCGGCCAACGGAAAGGCGACGCUCGACUCGGGGUUGGCAUCGGGAGCAUGGGCGGCUGGUCACGGCGCCCCGGGAGCCAGCGGAGAAGGGGGUAUGGAGGUCGAUGCGGGAGGAUGA